GCGUGUCAUCGUCGUGUCAACGAUUCAGCACACCCAUAUUGGACUUGUAUAUUUUCCUGAGGUGUGUGGUGCGGCGUGGUAGUCGAUCAGAUUGCCAGUAUGACCGACCCUACGGGCGCCAGUGCUCGCUACUUAAGACCUUCGGACUGCUCAACUGCCCUCUCGGAUACCCCUUCCCUACCUUAUCCACAUCCACAUUGCCUACCUUGACACUCUGAGUAUCUUUGCAUAGCUGUCAGUCUUACCGUCGCACUCCAUGUUCUGGUCGGCACUCCUCUUUGUGGCCCUGGCCGACGCCCAGGGAUUCAUGAAUGGGCUGAACCACCUUCGAUUUGGAUGCUCCCAGAUCACGAUUGAGCGCCUCGACCCUCUCGUCGAGCCGGGCAGGAUGCCAACCUCCCACAUGCACCAGGUUGUCGGAGGCAAUGCCUUCAACGUCACCAUGCCGACAACAGACAUCGCGCAGGUGGCGACAUGCACCACUUGUGGUCCGGCCGAUGACUUCAGCAACUACUGGACAGCCAAUCUCUACUUCAGAGCCCCGAACGGAAGCCACAAGCGCGUGCCGCAGAUCCCUAACCGCUUCCUGUUCAACGACAGGUUUACCACGCAGACAAAUGGCGGAGUCACCGUCUACUACAUAUCCCCCGGCAAGUGGAAGGUGACUGCCUUCAAACCUGGCUUCCGCAUGUUCGUGGGUGAUGUCGCACGCCGCACGCCGCUGUACAAAUCGCAAAGCUGUUUCCGCUGCUUCAGCGGCCCCAACUUUGGCGGAGACGACCUUGCUCCCUGCACCGACAGCCGGCGAGACUUCGAGGGGUUCCCUCCCCAGCCGUGCCCAGGAGGCAUCCGUUCAAAUAUCCUUUACCCAACCUGCUGGGACGGCAAGAACCUCGACAGCCCCAACCACAAGGACCAUGUGGCCUACCCGGUCAGCGGGCCAUCGACAUUCCUCUCAACCGGGGACUGUCCGGCCUCCCACCCGGUCAAAAUCCCGCAACUCAUGCUCGAAAUUGUGUGGGACACGACGGCGUUCAACGAUAGGGCCCUCUGGCCGGCCACGGGCCAGCCGUUUGUCCUCAGCACCGGCGACACAACCGGCUUCGGUCAGCAUGGCGACUACAUCUUUGGCUGGAAGGGCGACGCCCUCCAGCGGGCCAUGGACGUGCCCAACGGCUGCUUUGCCGCCGACUGUGGUAACCAGAAGACGCAGAAUAUCGAGAGUGCCAACAGGUGUCAGAUCGCCAAGAAGGUGAAGGAGGAAGUUGAUGGAUGGUUUGAUAUGCUCCCUGGAAUGGCGAUGGAGUAGUAAGUGCCUGUUUUUGAGCGUAACGAGGAGUUAGCGGAUUUAUGAGGGAUACACAAACAUGGGCUUUUACCAAGCGCAGCAGAGACGAUCAGCACGAGUAACUAUGCAAGAAUUGUGUUUUUGAAGCCGAGGAAAGUGAUGGCCUUCCUGUUCAUGGCCAUGUUUGGAAUCCCGGUAGCUGUG
Parathielavia appendiculata is the source of this 1492-nucleotide messenger RNA. RefSeq lists its product as uncharacterized. The record is from RefSeq and is a predicted model, not a curated record. Bases 257 to 1309 code for a protein of 350 amino acids. Lineage: Eukaryota; Fungi; Ascomycota; Sordariomycetes; Sordariales; Chaetomiaceae. The transcript is spliced from 3 exons.